AGCGGUGGUCGCCAUGGGGACGGGGAUGCUGACGAAGGCUUGUGAAGCUGAGAAGACAAAUUGCCCUCAUCAUUAUCUCCGGGCUUGUCAAUCAAACAUAUUCCCUUAUUUACCUCGGCGAGGAGAGAGCCCCGGGAGCACACGGAGAGGGAGGGAGCGAGAGGAGAGCUGCUUGCCCCAAACUCCGCACUGGGGAGGGAGCAUUUCCAGCCCCUCGGGAUGGCCACCAUCACCUGCAAUCGCUUCACCGAGGAGUACCAGCUCUUCGAGGAACUGGGCAAGGGCGCUUUCUCCAUUGUCCGGAGAUGUGUGAAGGUGUUGGCAGGACAAGAGUAUGCGGCCAAGAUCAUCAACACCAAGAAGCUGUCUGCUCGAGAUCACCAGAAGCUGGAACGAGAAGCCCGGAUCUGCCGCCUCCUGAAGCACCCCAACAUCGUGAGGCUCCAUGACAGCAUCUCCGAAGAGGGCCACCACUACCUGAUAUUUGACCUGGUCACCGGUGGGGAGCUGUUUGAGGACAUUGUGGCCAGGGAGUACUACAGCGAAGCAGAUGCCAGCCACUGCAUCCAGCAGAUCCUGGAGGCCGUCCUGCACUGCCACCAGAUGGGGGUAGUCCACCGGGAUCUGAAGCCUGAAAACCUGCUGCUGGCAUCCAAGCUGAAGGGUGCCGCUGUCAAGCUGGCUGACUUCGGCCUUGCCAUCGAGGUGGAGGGGGACCAGCAAGCGUGGUUUGGUUUUGCUGGCACCCCGGGAUACCUCUCCCCCGAGGUGCUCCGGAAGGAUCCCUAUGGCAAAGCCGUGGACCUGUGGGCUUGCGGCGUCAUCCUCUACAUCCUGCUGGUUGGGUACCCACCCUUUUGGGAUGAAGACCAGCACCGACUCUACCAGCAGAUCAAGGCUGGGGCUUAUGAUUUCCCCUCCCCUGAGUGGGACACAGUCACUCCUGAAGCGAAAGAUCUCAUCAACAAGAUGUUGACCAUAAACCCGUCCAAGCGCAUCACGGCAGCAGAGGCUCUGAAGCACCCCUGGAUAUCGCACCGUGCCACCGUGGCAUCAUGCAUGCACAGGCAGGAGACGGUGGACUGUCUGAAGAAGUUCAAUGCCCGGAGGAAGCUGAAGGGAGCCAUCCUCACCACCAUGCUGGCCACCAGGAACUUCUCCGGAGGCAAAAGCGGUGGCAACAAGAAGAAUGACGGCGUGAAGAAAAGAAAGUCCAGUUCCAGCGUUCAGUUAAUGGAAUCGUCGGAGAGCACCAACACCACCAUCGAGGAUGAAGACACCAAAGUACGGAAGCAAGAAAUCAUUAAAGUCACAGAGCAGCUGAUCGAAGCAAUAAGCAAUGGCGACUUUGAGUCCUACACGAAGAUGUGUGACCCUGGGAUGACUGCCUUCGAGCCUGAGGCUCUGGGCAACCUUGUGGAAGGCCUGGAUUUCCACCGAUUCUACUUCGAAAACCUGUGGUCCCGGAACAGCAAGCCCGUGCACACGACGAUCCUGAACCCCCACAUCCACCUGAUGGGAGACGAGUCCGCCUGCAUCGCCUACAUCCGCAUCACACAGUACGUGGACGCGGGAGGGAUCCCCCGCACCGCCCAGUCCGAGGAGACCCGCAUCUGGCACCGCCGGGAUGGCAAAUGGCAAAUCGUCCACUUCCACAGAUCCGGCGCACCCUCUGUCCUACCGCAGUAAGCCCUCUGAAGCGUGGUCCUGCCCGUGUCGGGUUUGUCACUGACUGACUACCAAGGGGAGACCCCCCUCCGACAUCUUCACCUAUGGGACUUUGGCUGUUGGCUCUGCUGCUUGGUUCCCGCUGGAAUAACCCCUCGCUUCUCACCGCACACAUGCAAUGGCCCUGCCGGCGCCGCGCAAGCAUCCCAUCGAACCCCCCCACCCUGCUGGGGCUGUGGCGCUGGGCCCCCUUCCUCUGCAUGAACCAUGAAAACAGAAACCAUGAACCUAAACCCGAGCAUCUGGCUGGUGAGAUGACACGUGCCGGGGUAAACGCCUCCCCCCUCGGCUGUAUGGCGUUGGUGGGACCCCCCACUACCUAGCAUGUCUCCUGAACUGGGCUCGGACUCAUCAUCCGCCUCCAUCCCCACCUCUGCUGGGAGCCCCCCGAGGAAGAGGAGGGCAGGGGGACAGUUUUGAGCCAUCCUGUGCCACACCCUCCCUGCGCACCAGUGGAUUUUGCUUUGCUGCUAUUGAGGUCCCCAUCUGUCACCGUGGCUCCCGCCUGCUCCCGACCCAAGCUCCCGCUUCCCGGCAGCCUCGGCCGGGGAACCGCGAUUUAAACCUUUUGCAAAGUCCGUAUUCCACGCGCCCCCCCGGGUGAGGAGGGCAGCGUUCGGAUGGGUGAGUAAAGGCUAUCUGUUUAUUUUCCCUUCCCAGGAGCGUAGGCUGGCUCCUGCCCAGGAGAGCGAGUAGGUUUGCGCCCUGGCUGCCGUGCGGAGAGGGAUGCUCUCCCUCCUUCCUCCCUUCUCCCUCUGGAGCAGGGACUGGCGAAGCUGGGAGAAGAGAGGAGGAGAAAGGCGACUGCUCCCUGGCACCACGUCGGCACAGCCGGGCGCCGGGGCUCUCCCAGCCGUGCCGUGGCGGUACCGUCGCUCCCCGUGCCCUCCUCCCCACCCACCACCCAACCAGGAUCCUUUAGCCCAGCACCCAGCCCUGCCGAGCACCCACCCCUGCCCCUCGCAUGCAGCACCCGGCGCUCCCCCGUGCCCGGCUCCCAGGCUGGGACUGGGACGGCUGAGCUGGCCACCGAUUCAGGGUGCAAACCUCCAUCGCCCACGCGACUCCUUCCAGCGACGACGAGGAAUGCAAGCUUUAUAAAGUAACAAAACUCUGCAGAAUCUGAUCGUGCUUUGAAGAAAACAAACAAGCCUUUAGCUGUCUUCUACUUUGAGCGCAUGCCUUUUUAUAGGGAAAAGAAAAUAACCUACCGUGUAUUUCGUAACUUGAUUUUGAGUAUUUGCUGAAAUGGAUCUUUAUGUAAUAACUAGAAACAUUCAACUGUUUAGGGCAGGGAGGGUGGGGGGGGAUUUUCGGGGGUUGCUGUUAUUUGUUGCAUUUACAUUUGGAGAGGGGUUGCGCCGCCAUGGUGCUCCUGCCAGGGGUCCUGCGGCUGCCAGCCCCCACCCCACGCCGUGGCAGCUCAUCCCAUCCCGUCCCACAGCACCGGGCUGGCGAAGGCACCCACCUCCCCGGGGCACCCACCUCCAGGGAAAGCCCCCUCCCCGGGGCACCUUCCCGCACCCCACGGGUCUUCCUGCAGGGCAAACCCAGGCGGUGGCUCUUGGGGAGCCACCGGGACAUGGCUUUCAGGACAGAAGACAUGGCUGGGAAGGGGAAUUUUGGUCUCGCCUCUUUGCCGUCAGGUAGAGGUCCGAGAGUGGGUAUUUUUCCGGCGAUUCUUCUGUUUCUUGUUCUCUUUUUUCCGACUGGAACCUCUUUGCUCGUUGACGUGAGACUCCUGCAGCGCUGCUGCCCCGGGGGACUUUCUAGCUGCACUCUCUUCAUCUGCAUGGCGUUUAACUUUCUAGACGGUGUGUGUGUUGAAAAACAAAGAAAUGAACAAAAAAACGCUUGUUUUGGACAUAAAAAAAAAAAAAAAGGAAAUGUUUUCUCCAUGUAAA
This is a messenger RNA of Harpia harpyja (harpy eagle), 3632 nucleotides long. RefSeq names its product calcium/calmodulin dependent protein kinase II alpha (gene CAMK2A). Bases 220 to 1689 code for a protein of 489 amino acids. The transcript has 19 exons. The record is from RefSeq and is a predicted model, not a curated record. Gene Ontology annotation, molecular function: calmodulin binding; calcium/calmodulin-dependent protein kinase activity; ATP binding. Gene Ontology annotation, biological process: protein phosphorylation. Gene Ontology annotation, cellular component: cytoplasm; neuron projection. Lineage: Eukaryota; Metazoa; Chordata; Aves; Accipitriformes; Accipitridae.